UUUUAUAGUAGAAUGUUUGUUAACAGUUUUUGAAAGUGACGUUAAAAAACAAACGAAAAUAACUGAUUGUAUGAGUAAGCAGUUAAGUGCCCUAUUUUUUUUAAUUAAAAUGAGAAUUGAUUUUAUCUUGUUCCCCAAAUAUACAGUUACGGUUUUGUAAUUUCUAUAAAAUAUGAUGUACGCUAACCUAUUAUUAAGAUUAUAAUCUAGUCGGACAAAAGAUCAUUAUUGUACCAUCUAAAAAUUAAUUGUCUUUAAUCAAUACACUUCAGUGGCGUUACUGAAGUACAUUUAAUGAGUUACGUAAUUCGCACAUGCGAUAAAAUCAAAGAACCUUAUAUAAAUAACCAGAAUUGUUGAACAUUUUUGAAUUAAAAGUUUAAACAUCGUGAAAAUUACAAAUUAAUUAGAAUGCACACGUUUUUAAUAAUGGUUUUCAUUAUUUUAUUGGCGGAUUUCUAUAAAACUGAGGUGGAAGUAAAACUUUACAAACUAGAGAAUUGCCAGAGCGCAAAAAAUCUUACAAUAAUGUUUAAGUUUGAAAAUUUAAUAACAACCAAUAACAAAAUGUUGAUGAAUUACACAUCUUACGUAAAGGAAGAUGUUACGAAUCCAAUUUCUAUUGUUGUGUAUUCGAAAAAAUGUUUGUUUAAAGACAAUUUGGACACAUGUGAAGACAUGCCUGUUUUACAGUACAACAGAUUUUGCGAAAACGUUAAGAAACCUAAUAUCUUGUUAAAAGAAAUAAUUUAUAAAACUACCCCGUUUAUUGAUUGCCCCAUAAGAAAGGGAACUUACAAGACAGUUAACGCCACUUUUGAUAUAAACGCACUUCUUGCUUAUCAAACUAAAACUUACUUCUGGGUGACAAGAUCGGAAAUUAUAGAAAAAUCAACAAAGAAACUUUUAUUUUGUUUAUUUACAAAGGCUCAAGUAAUUUUUAAGUGAUUUUUCUCAGUUUUGUAAUAAUCUUGAGAUAUAAAAUUAUAUAUGUAUAUGCUUGUAAUGUUCUACUUUACUAAUAACAAAAAACAAAUGAGGGUGCAGAA
Agrilus planipennis (emerald ash borer) is the source of this 1049-nucleotide messenger RNA. RefSeq lists its product as uncharacterized. Bases 412 to 948 code for a protein of 178 amino acids. The record is from RefSeq and is a predicted model, not a curated record. NCBI's taxonomy places the organism in Eukaryota, Metazoa, Arthropoda, Insecta, Coleoptera, Buprestidae. The transcript is spliced from 4 exons.